Neospora caninum is the source of this 585-nucleotide messenger RNA. RefSeq lists its product as hypothetical. Gene Ontology annotation, cellular component: cytosol; nascent polypeptide-associated complex. The transcript has a single exon. The record is from RefSeq and is a predicted model, not a curated record. The coding region runs from base 1 to 585 and encodes 194 amino acids. NCBI's taxonomy places the organism in Eukaryota, Apicomplexa, Conoidasida, Eucoccidiorida, Sarcocystidae.
AUGGAAGAGGAAUUGACCCCAGAAAUUCUCGCUGCCCGCGCGAAACUGCGGGAGCGGUUUGGACAGGCAUCCCAGCAGCUUGGCGGGAAAGGGACUGCUCGCAGAAAGACGAAGAAAGUUCACAAGUCCGUCGUCGUUGACGACAAGAAGCUCCAGCUCACCCUGAAGCGACUGGGCGUGUCGACCAUCUACGGCAUCGAAGAGGUUCUUAUGAUUCAGGACAACGGCAAAGCACUUCAGUUCCUUACUCCGAAGGUGCAAGCUGCCCCUGCCGCGAACACCUACGUCGUGUCGGGCCACUAUGAGGAGAGGGCUAAUAUGUUUCCUGGGGGACUUCCCGGCAUGUUCUCGCAGCGUGGCGCCGGAGGAGCGGGUGGGAUGAACUUCGACACUUCCCUGAUCACUCCGGAUAUGCUCCGUCAGCUGCAGCAGCAUAUGUCUGCCCUGAAGACAGGCGCGGGGAGUGCAGCUGAAGGUACAGCGAGCGGAGCAGGCGAGGGCGCCGCAGGGACCGACGAUGCCAAGAAGGGAGAGGACGACGUCCCUGAGCUUGUUCAGAACUUUGAGGAUGUCUCGGAGCAAUGA